AUGUCCCAGACCAUUCUCCUCACCGGCGCAACAGGCUCACUCGGAGCCUCGACGCUGGCCCGCCUGCUCUCCGACACCAACUUCACCGUCCUCGCGGCGCUGAGGUCCUCCGCAAAGUCCGAGCCCUUUCUUCGAAGUAAGUACGCCUCGCACGUCUCGUCGGGCUGCCUCUCGUUCGUCGAAAUCCCGGACAUGACGGCGCCGCACGCCUUCGACGGCCCAGCCAGCGUUGCCGACUUCAUCAUCCACAUCGCCACGCCGCUGGCCUACGACGACGUGGUCAACACGGUGAUCAACCCCAGCUGGCCGAUCGUGCGCAAUGUCCUGACCGCCGCGGACAAGUCCCGCCGCGUCAAGAGGGUCGUCGUGACGGGGAGCCUCGUCGCCACGAUGCGCAUCCCCGAGGGCUUGUUCGCGGGUGCCACCAGCAGCACCAUCUCCGAGGCGGACUGGAAUCCCAUCUCGCGGGACGAAGCACCCACAAGUCCCUCAACGGCGUACCAGUACUCGAAGGUGCACGCAGAGAAGGAGGCGUGGAAGUUCAUGAACGAGAGGCACCCCACGUUCGACUUGGUUUUCUUGCUCGCGCCGUCGAUCACGGGGAGGAGUCUGCAGGAUGGGUUCAAGCCCGAGAGGGGACACCUGGGCGGCCAGCCGGGGUUGUAUACGGGGUUAUUCGACGUCGAGAGGCCGGGGUUCCUGUUUCCGAUGUUUGCAGAUGUCGACGACGUGGCCCGCAUCCACGUCGACGCCCUAUCGCCCCGUAUCCCGGGUAAUCAAAGGUACUUGUUCCAUUCGCCGGAGCUGAUGGCGCCGAAUCCCAUUGCGGCGGCGAUCCGGGAGGAAUUUCCUCAAUUACGGGAUCGUGUUCCUGCCCCGGUUCCGGAAGAGGGGAGUGGUAGUGAUGAUGGGAUGCCCGCGAACUUGGUCAAGACGGACAUGUCGAAGUUUGAGAGUGCGUUCGGGAAACGGACGUGGAAGUCUGCGAGGGUGUCGGCCUUGGAGGCGGUGCAGGAUAUUGUGGAUUAUGAGGCGAGGGGCCGGACACGGGCGGGUAAGACAUGA
This is a messenger RNA of Cladophialophora yegresii CBS 114405, 1065 nucleotides long. RefSeq lists its product as uncharacterized. The transcript is spliced from 2 exons. The record is from RefSeq and is a predicted model, not a curated record. NCBI's taxonomy places the organism in Eukaryota, Fungi, Ascomycota, Eurotiomycetes, Chaetothyriales, Herpotrichiellaceae. The coding region runs from base 1 to 1065 and encodes 354 amino acids. Gene Ontology annotation, molecular function: oxidoreductase activity, acting on the CH-OH group of donors, NAD or NADP as acceptor.